AUGGCUAACAGCUGCCAAGGUGAUUUAAAAUACUUAACUGACUGUAUGUUCUUUAUUAAUGGCUACUGCAAAUUGAACGAUACUUGUUGCUAUCGGCAUUGUCGUGAAGCUGUUGAACAAAUAAACAAUUGUUUGAAAUGGCCAAAAACAUGUCGUGAUGUUAAUUGUCCUUAUCGACAUCCAACAAAAACAUCUGAAAUGGUACCGCCAUCAUCAAAAACAAAAAGUUUAGUGAGCAUCUUUUGGGAUAUUGAAAAUGUUCCUAUACCAAAAGGACAAAAACCUUUCGAUAUUGUUCAACGUAUUCGACAAAAACUAAUCAUUGAACGUAGUUUACAUGAAGUUGGUUUUUCUUGCUAUUGCAACAGUAUUACAAUAUCGGAAAGUAAUCAGAUUAGUUUACAUCAUGCUAAUGUUCGUAUUGUGCAUGUACCUGAUCGAAAACCAGGUGCAUGUGAUCGACAAAUAAUGCUUGACUUAGUUCGUUUCGAACGUAUUUGUCAUUCACCAGCAACUGUUGUAUUAAUAUCGGGCGAUAUUGAUUUUAUUGGAAUAUUGAAUGGUCUUCGACAUCAAGCAGGCUUCCGUGUUAUUGUUAUACAUAAUAAACCAGCUAAAGAAGAAUUAAAAGCAACAGUGAAUGAACAUUAUCCAUGGGAAGUAUUUACAGUACAACCAGCCGUUGUAAUAAAUGAUUCGAAGCCAAUUGAAAAUGAGCGAACAUCACGAGCAGAACAAUCAAAUCGAACACGUCAUUCUAGUCGUAACAGAAGUUUACGUCGUAGAGAUCCAUCACCAAAUGUAGCAGCUAGACAACGAGCCAUUGCAAAUAAUCAAGAUAUACAAAAAUUUCAAUGUCCUGAAUGUAAAAAUGAAUAUGAUUCUAUUCAAAGUUUACGACAACAUCAAAGUGCAAAAGCACAUCAAUUCAAUUGUCCUGUAUGUGAUGAGAAAUUUUUUACAACACUAGCACAAACUCAACAUCAAAAAGACAAAAAUCAUUAUGUAUUAGAUUAUAAAUGUUGUCAAUGUAAUCGUUAUUUUGCUAAAAUUGAAAGUUUAAAUCAACAUCAACAAGCGACUGGUCAUAUAUUAUCUUCAUCACAGAUAUUAAAUCAAAAUGAACCAAUUCGUCCACAAACAAUGAAUAAUGAUAAUAAAAAAGAUGCUCAACGAAUCAUUCUCGAAGGAAUUGAAGCCAUGAAACAAAUCUAUUUAAAGAAAUCUCUAAAAAAAUAA
Molecule: messenger RNA, 1239 nt
Organism: Adineta steineri
Lineage: Eukaryota; Metazoa; Rotifera; Eurotatoria; Adinetida; Adinetidae
Source: the annotation of a GenBank genome assembly